Molecule: messenger RNA, 399 nt
Organism: Diaporthe amygdali
Lineage: Eukaryota; Fungi; Ascomycota; Sordariomycetes; Diaporthales; Diaporthaceae
Exons: 2
Coding region: 1-399 (132 amino acids)
Biological process (GO): mitochondrial respiratory chain complex III assembly
Cellular component (GO): mitochondrion; Cbp3p-Cbp6 complex
Molecular function (GO): ribosome binding
Source: RefSeq, a predicted model, not a curated record
AUGCUGUGCCCUCAGUCGCAGUCGCUCCUCAGUCCCUCAGCCCUCCGGCGCACCUACACAGCCGCCCUCAAGCACUGGCCGAAAGACGCCCUCCGCCCAGAGUGCCAGCUGCAGGACGUCCUGUCGAGGCGCCUCGCCGAGUCCAACAGGUUCCCCGGCCCCGACAACAGCGCCGACCCGGCCAAGCAGGUCAACGCCCUCGUCUCCCUCCUCGGCAACCGCUACCUGGCCAAGUACCCGACGGCGCCCGCCCCCGAGUCCGCCACCGGCGGGAUGAUGAGCCCGCGCAGCAACCCCACCUACUACCAGGACCUGAUCCGGGACCUCGAGGUGGCGCCUACGCGGUCGUGGGUGCAGAGGUUUGGGCUGAAGAUGAAGGGGAUGUUCCGGUGGCAGUGA